Messenger RNA from Darwinula stevensoni, 315 nucleotides. The record is from the annotation of a GenBank genome assembly. Lineage: Eukaryota; Metazoa; Arthropoda; Ostracoda; Podocopida; Darwinulidae.
AACUUCCAAGAGGUUGUGAUAUGUUUUCAGUUAUGCGUCAAAUCUCAUUCUGCAUCCCUUGCCAGGCAUACGGCCAGUGUGGAGCAACAUGGAACUCCCCCUAUGGUCAUGAAUGGGACUCAAGUUGCUCGGGUAGUGGCAAGUCGGAACAACAAGUACAUAAAUGGCACAGCCGUAUUUGCAAAUGUAGGUUGGCGCACUCACACUCUGAUAAAACCCGAGGAUCUGCGAGAAGAUUUCAUGGGUCUCAUGGUUCUCCCUACCUGCUUCUCCCCACUUCCCAUCUCACUUGGCUUGGGUGCAUGUGGCAUGCCU